CGGGCCAGGAGGUUCUGCAUGGUGGGAGGAGGGGCUGCCCAGAGUGGGAGGGGCCCCCAAGGUCAUCCGGAGUGGGGCAGCUGGAGCCCAGCCAGGAAGAGGCUGAAACCCGAGCCUCCCUUUAUUGGAGGGUUGGGCGGGGCGAGGUCAGAGGUGGAGCGGGAGAGGAGGAGCUGGAGGAGGCCCUGCCUCCGAGCCGCUUGCACCUGUGUCUGCCCUGGAGUUCGGAGCUGUCCUUGGACCGGGGGCAGGUCCACGUGCUGAGCUGGGGCGGGGGAGGGGCCUGCCUGCCAGAGGCUGCCAAGGAGCAGAGGGCAAGACGGGGGCAGCUGGGGAGCAGAGGAGCAGAGCGCCGGGGCUGCCGCGGACAUGGACGGAGCUCUGCGCUGGGGUCUCCUGGCCGCCGGCCUCAUCUCCCACGACUUCGCCACUGCUCUGAGGAGCCUGCCGCGCUCCGAGCAUCAGAUUGUGGCCGUGGCCGCCAGGGACCUGGCCCGGGCUCAGGACUUCGCCAAAAGGCACGAGAUCCCCAAGAGCUACGGCUCCUAUGAGGAGCUGGUGCGGGACCCGGACGUGGACUUAGUGUACGUCGGCACUCAGCACCCGCAGCACUUGCGCGCUGUGCUGCUGGGCCUAGAGGCGGGAAAGCCGGUGCUGUGCGAGAAGCCUCUCGGGGUCACGGCCACCGAAGUCCGCGAGAUGGUGGCAGCCGCGAGGGCCCGCGGCCUUUUCCUGAUGGAGGCCAUCUGGACCCGGUUCUUUCCCGCCACGGAGGCGCUGCGGGCUCUGCUGUCCCAGGGCAGCCUCGGGGAGGUGCGGCUGGUCCACGCGGACUUCGGCUGGGACUGCAGCGAUUUCCCGCGCGCCAACGACUGGGCCCAGGCCGGGGGCGGGCUGCUGGACCUGGGCAUCUACUGCGCGCAGUUCAUCUCCCUGGUGGCCGGGGGCCAGCGGCCGGAGAAGAUCCACGCGGUGGGGCUGCUGCACCAGAAGGGUGUGGACGACACGGUGACCGUCCUCCUCCAGUACCCGGGCGGGCUGCAGGCCAGCUUCAGCUGCAGCAUCACCACCGAGCUGUCCAACUCGAUCACGGUGUUCGGGACCAAGGGCAGGGCCCAGAUCCCGGCCCACAUGUGGUGCCCCACGGAGCUGGUCGUGAACGGGAAGCGCACCGAGUUCCCGCUGCCCGAGGCUCCAGGCGUGGACAAGUUAAACUUCACCAAUUCCAUGGGCAUGGUCUAUGAGGCCCAGCACGUGCGGCAGUGUCUGCUGCAGGGCCUGAAGGAGAGCCCCCUGAUGCCCCUGGCAGAGAGCGAGCUCCUGGCGGACAUCCUGGAGGAGAGCAGGAGGCAGAUCGGGCUCAGGUUUCCCCAGGACGGAGCCGAAGCUUCCAAGCCGCUGGCCCGUUAAGUGGUCACCCCCGGCAUCCUCUUCAGCUUGCCGCUCAC
Molecule: messenger RNA, 1448 nt
Organism: Sarcophilus harrisii (Tasmanian devil)
Lineage: Eukaryota; Metazoa; Chordata; Mammalia; Dasyuromorphia; Dasyuridae
Gene: DHDH
Product: dihydrodiol dehydrogenase
Exons: 7
Coding region: 370-1410 (346 amino acids)
Biological process (GO): D-xylose catabolic process
Molecular function (GO): D-xylose 1-dehydrogenase (NADP+) activity; nucleotide binding
Source: RefSeq, a predicted model, not a curated record